Molecule: messenger RNA, 198 nt
Organism: Guyanagaster necrorhizus
Lineage: Eukaryota; Fungi; Basidiomycota; Agaricomycetes; Agaricales; Physalacriaceae
Exons: 1
Source: RefSeq, a predicted model, not a curated record
AUACCUCUUCAUCGAUUCUAUGUACCCCCUAACCUUUACUCAAACGAGGACAAGCAAGCUCUGGCCAAACAUAUCACGAACCUAUACGCCAGAAGGGGCCUCCCCGAGUUCUACGUCGUAGUUCUCUUUGUCGAGGUUCCCAGACAAGGUUAUUUCGUCGGUGGAAAGGCCAGGGGUAACGCGGACAACGCGUGUAUA